Messenger RNA from Mangifera indica (mango), 1811 nucleotides. RefSeq names its product 3-ketoacyl-CoA synthase 11-like. Bases 98 to 1666 code for a protein of 522 amino acids. Lineage: Eukaryota; Viridiplantae; Streptophyta; Magnoliopsida; Sapindales; Anacardiaceae. Gene Ontology annotation, cellular component: membrane. Gene Ontology annotation, biological process: fatty acid biosynthetic process. The record is from RefSeq and is a predicted model, not a curated record. The transcript is spliced from 3 exons. Gene Ontology annotation, molecular function: acyltransferase activity, transferring groups other than amino-acyl groups.
CUGCCAUUGCAGACAUCCGUGUACUCCCAGGCCUAAACUCAAUCUCUAUUUCCUUCAACUUAGUUCAAGUUUGCUAGCCCUACAUUUCUGAGUAGUAAUGGUGAACAAAAGAAAAGAAAAAUUACAAAGUGACUCAACUGCGGUUCAUAUUGAACCCCAAAGAAGAAAGAACAAUAUUCUUCCCGACUUCUUGCAGUCGGUCAGACUCAAAUAUGUAAAGCUGGGUUAUCACUAUCUAAUCUCCAACACUCUGUAUCUCCUGCUCAUAUUACUCCUUUGUAUUGUCUUUAGUCAUCUAUCCACAUUAACCAUUGAAGAAGUCUUCCAGCUCUGGAGCAUGCUUGAGUUCCAUACAGUAACUCUUCUUGUAUCCUCGGUUUCCAUUGUUUUAAUAUUCACCAUUUACUUAAUGACUCGCCCGAGAGAAGUUUACUUGGUGAACUUUGCAUGUUACAAGCCUGAACCAGCUCGGAUGUGCAGUAGAGAAGCUUUCUUGCAAGUGUCUGCACAGACAGAGAAAUUUACAGAAGAAAGUUUAGCCUUUAAGAAGAAAAUCCUGGAGAGAUCCGGGUUUGGACAGAUGACUUAUGGGCCAAAAGCUUUGACGCAGAUCCCUCAGAAUCAGUCUAUGGCGGAGGCGAGAAAGGAGACAGAAGCAGUGAUAGUUGGAGCCAUCGACGAGCUCUUAGCAAAAACUGGAGUUAAUCCUCGAGAGAUAGGUAUUCUGGUGGUGAAUAGUAGCUUGUUUAAUCCAACGCCAUCUUUAUCAGCCAUGGUAGUCAACCACUACAAGCUUAGAGGGAACAUUUUGAGUUAUAACCUUGGUGGCAUGGGCUGCAGCGCAGGACUCAUUUCUAUUGACCUCGCCAAACAACUUUUACAGGUGCACCCCAACUCCUAUGCUCUAGUUGUGAGCACAGAGAACAUCACUAAGAAUUGGUAUACUGGCAAUGACAGAUCGAUGCUCGUCACAAACUGUUUAUUUCGAGUGGGAGGAGCGGCCGUCCUCCUUUCCAACCGGUCAUCUGAUCGCCGCCGCUCCAAGUAUCAACUCCUUCACACUCUUCGCACCCACAAAGGCGCCGAUGACAGAUGUUAUAAUUGUGUCUUCCAGCAAGAGGAUGAGACUGAAACAGUCGGAGUCACCCUCUCGAAAGACCUUAUGGCGGUCGCCGGAGAAGCCCUUCAAGCUAACAUCACCACCCUCGGCCCACUAGUUCUUCCAUUUUCAGAGCAGCUUUUAUUCUUCUUAACUUUUGUCGCCAGAAAAAUUUUUAAAAUGAAGAUCAAGUCGUACAUUCCUGACUUCAAGUUGGCUUUCGAGCAUUUCUGUAUUCACGCAGGAGGGAGAGCGGUGUUGGAUGAACUAGAGAAAAACCUUGUGCUCACUGAAUGGCACAUGGAACCUUCAAGAAUGACUCUUUACAGGUUUGGGAAUACUUCAAGUAGUUCUUUGUGGUAUGAACUGGCUUAUUCUGAGGCCAAGGGGAGGAUUAAGAAAGGUGAUCGAACAUGGCAAAUUGCAUUUGGCUCAGGGUUCAAGUGUAACAGUGCAGUGUGGAAGGCAUUGAAGACCAUCAAACCUGCCAAUGAGACUAAUCCAUGGAUGGAUGAAGUAGCUAAUUUUCCUGUUCAAGUGCCAAAAGUAGCAUCAAUUGCUUUCUAAACAUACUUCUCUUUCGUGUCAACUAGCAUUUAUGUUAUAUUCUUAUGUGUCGUGGAAGUAGAAAAGUGGGAUUUUCCUUGAAUUAAUAGAAAGAUGAAUUAAUAUUGGGCUCCAUUUGCAAUAAAGAAUAAAGGAGGAGCCAAUA